AGAAAACAAAAACAAAACCAAAAAAAAAAAUAUUUACUCUUAUCACUUGAUAAAGUGUGUAUUUUUAUUUUCUAAUUUUUAAUAUUGCUAAUAUUUCUGGUUCAAUUAUUUGUGUGGGUUAAGAUCUUCGCCUUGCAAUUGGAUGAAAAUUUACAUGGUGGCACCAUUAGUAUGAAAGCUUUCUCCUGAAUCUCUGAUUAAUUUCAUCUUAUCAUCUCUUCUGAUUUUAUCAAAACAGUAUGGAGUCUAGUGGUGAAGAUGCGCUUAGCGCUAUAGUUCCUUUGUUGAAACUUCUGUCCCUAACAGUUAUUGGAUUGAUUCUUGCAAAUCCAAAAACCAAAAUGGUCCCGAGAGCAACAUUUAAGCUCUUAAGCAAGCUGGUUUUCGCCCUAUUUUUGCCCUGUUUGAUAUUUACUGAAUUGGGUGAAAGCAUUAGUCUGGAGAACAUUUUUUCUUGGUGGUUUAUCCCUGUUAAUGUUUUAGUAAGUACGAUCUUUGGUUUCUUUCUUGGGUGCUUGGUGGUGAUUAUAUGCCGGCCACCUCCAGAGUUCAAUAGGUUUACAAUCAUCAUGACUGCCUUUGGAAAUAGUGGUAAUCUGUCUUUGGCGAUUGUUGGAUCUGUUUGUCAUACGAAGGAUAGUCCUUUUGGACAUGGUUGCCAUUCUAAAGGGGUGGCGUAUGUUUCGUUUGCCCAAUGGGUUUCUGUGAUUCUUGUAUACACGCUUGUUUAUCACAUGAUGGAGCCUCCAUUGGAGUAUUACGAGGUUGUUGAGGAGGAAGGCGAUGUCAUUGAGGAACAACCACCUGUUAAUGAUUUAAGUAGGCCUCUUCUUGUAGAAGCUGAAUGGCCAGGCAUCGAGGACAAAGCAACUGAACAUUCCAAGAAGCCCUCAAUUGCUAGGAUUUUCACCAACCUCUCAACUCUUUCUCAGACCAAUUUUCCAGACGUUGAUAUCACAGAGGAAGCCACUAGUGUUAGCAGUCCCCGGUCCAUUAGGUGUUUGGCCGAACCCAGAGUUGUCAGGAGGUUCAGAAUUGUUGCUGAACGAACUCCAAUCCAACACAUACUUCAACCUCCAACAAUAGCUUCUCUCUUGGCUAUCAUUAUCGGGACUGUCCCUCGGCUAAAAGUUUUUUUCUUUGGAUAUGAUGCUCCAUUAUCUUUCAUCACCGACACUUUAGAAAUUUUAGGUGGUGCAAUGGUGCCUUCUGUGAUGCUUAUUCUUGGGGGUAUGCUUGCAGAGGGACCAAAUGAAUCUAAACUUGGGCGUCGAACUACAAUUGGUAUAGUAGUAGCAAGGCUUUUGGUGCUUCCUUUGAUAGGAAUCGGGAUCGUUGCAUUAACCGAUAAAUUGAAUAUUUUAGUCGAGGGUGAUGCGAUGUACAGAUUUGUGCUUUUGUUGCAGUACACAACACCAAGCGCCAUUUUAUUGGGAGCAAUUGCAAGCUUGAGGGGUUAUGCUGUUAAGGAGGCUUCGGCAGUUCUCUUCUGGCAGCAUAUCUUCGCCCUUUUUUCCCUUUCCGUGUACCUUAUCGUCUACUUCAAACUGGUCAAGUAUGUUUGAGGUUCGCCCCGCAUCUCGAUGUUUCGUGUUGAUUAGCAAUUGCUUAACAUGUAAAUGCCUUCAUAUUCUUGCUUUCUACAUGUCCAUUGAAUUCUCUCUCUUGAAUGAGAUAAACAUGUUUUCUAGUA
Pistacia vera is the source of this 1693-nucleotide messenger RNA. RefSeq names its product protein PIN-LIKES 2. The record is from RefSeq and is a predicted model, not a curated record. Gene Ontology annotation, biological process: endoplasmic reticulum to cytosol auxin transport. NCBI's taxonomy places the organism in Eukaryota, Viridiplantae, Streptophyta, Magnoliopsida, Sapindales, Anacardiaceae. Gene Ontology annotation, cellular component: membrane. The coding region runs from base 240 to 1565 and encodes 441 amino acids. The transcript has 2 exons.